Molecule: messenger RNA, 1033 nt
Organism: Racocetra persica
Lineage: Eukaryota; Fungi; Glomeromycota; Glomeromycetes; Diversisporales; Gigasporaceae
Source: the annotation of a GenBank genome assembly
AUGCCUAGCGGUCACAAUAACAUCGGUUUACCUCAAUAUAGUGGAAACCGAAUAAUGGGUUGUCAAAAUAGUGUAUUUUAUUUAGAUCUUUCGGUUUCGUUUGACACGCAAGGCAAUAUUCCAUGGACAGACCUUACGACUAUUGCUGGCAGUCCAGUAAAUACUUGCUGGCAGGUUAGCGCAUUGGCUGGUCCGAACAACACUAGCAUAUACGCGUUUGGAGGCGUUAUGGUAGAUAAGAGUACUACGUUUAGUGUUGAUACGGUGAUAUAUGAAUUUGACACAAAAACUCAACAGUGGAGCACACCAGAAAUCUCAGGGACUCUACCCAAAAGACGAAAAGAAUUUCAGAUUGUACAGGACAAUUCCGGCAAAGCGUAUAUGUUUGGAGGAUUAUCUGAUAACUCAACAGGUUCAACGAAAGUCAAAUGGUUCAACGAUAUGGACAUUUCAGAUAUCAUCAGUAUGUCUUGGUCGAAAGUUUCGACUUCCAAAAAUAAAGCACCUCCGCUACGAGCUGAUUUCACCGCUACCAUGUUGAAUAAUUCUAUCAUCGUAUACAUAGGCGGAAGACAGGCUAAUCCAGCAUCAGCAAAGACUAAAAGUUAUAGUAAUAUGGAUCAGAUUUGGACGUAUGACACUAAAAAUGCAUCUUGGAUGUUAGUUACUGCGGCUGGAACUGUUCCAGGUGUUCGUAUUGGCCAUUCUGCAGUGCUAGCCUUAGAUGGUCGAAUCAUUGUAUUUGGCGGAUACGACCAAAAUUUAUCUCCCGCCAGCCCUGCGCUUGCCGUUCUCGACACUUCAACAUCACCAUUUCGUAACUAUACAUGGGUUACUUCCACUGAUACCGAAAUUCCCUUAUCUUCACCAACCAAUAGCUCGAUAACAAAUCCUACUUUGUCCACUUCUCCCACUUCAACAACCACACCAGACUAUACAACAAAAACACCUUCAUAUUCAAUUACACCUCAGAAAAAUGGUGUUAUAUCAUCUCGCACGGGAAUAAUAUUAGGAACAACGAUUGGAGCUCUUA